Anopheles marshallii is the source of this 1017-nucleotide messenger RNA. It is a transcript of the gene scramb1, whose product is annotated as phospholipid scramblase 2. The record is from RefSeq and is a predicted model, not a curated record. Gene Ontology annotation, biological process: plasma membrane phospholipid scrambling. Gene Ontology annotation, cellular component: plasma membrane. The coding region runs from base 1 to 1017 and encodes 338 amino acids. NCBI's taxonomy places the organism in Eukaryota, Metazoa, Arthropoda, Insecta, Diptera, Culicidae. Gene Ontology annotation, molecular function: phospholipid scramblase activity. The transcript has 6 exons.
AUGAAUCCACAGCAGCAACCACAAGCUCCGUACGCACCGUACGCACCACAGUACCAAGGGUAUUCGGAUCAGUCGGGAUAUCCACAACCGGCAGGUGGUUAUCCUCCAGCACCGUAUCCUCCACCGGGGACGCAAAGUCCACAGCCGGGCUAUUGGGGCUCUCCAUAUCCGCCGGCAGGGCAGGGAUACGCACAGCCACAACAAAUGUAUGCACCGAAUCAACCGUACGGGGGCGGUUACCAGCCCGUCAUGAUUCAGCCAGGCAUGCCUGGCCAUCCACCGCCAGUAAUGGGACAACCGGUUCCAGGUGGUUGGAUGCCUAUUCCGCAAGGGAUACCGAACUGUCCACCCGGCUUGGAAUACCUUACUGCCAUUGAUCAGCUGCUCGUGCACCAGAAGGUGGAGUUGCUGGAGGCCUUCACCGGCUUCGAGACGGCCAACAAGUACACGAUCAAGAAUACGCUCGGCCAGAAAGUGUACUGGGCGAUGGAGGACACGGGCUGCUGCAACCGGAUGUGCUGCGGUGCUGCACGUGCCUUCGACAUGAAGGUCCUUGACACGUUCCAGAACGAGGUGCUGCACUUUAAUCGUCCGCUGCGUUGCAGCUCCUGUUGGUACCCGUGCUGUUUGCAGACGAUGGAGGUUACCGCACCGCCCGGGAAUGUGAUCGGGUACGUCGAGCAGGACUGGUCGAUCCUAACGCCCCAGUUCAGCAUUAAGGAUCAGAACGGUGAUACGGUGCUAAAGAUUUCCGGACCAUUCUGCACAUUCAGCAUCUGUGGUGAUGUUGAGUUUGAGGUACUUUCCACCAACGGGACACAGGUGGGCAAGAUUAGCAAACAAUGGUCCGGACUGGGCCGAGAAUUGUUUACCGAUGCAGAUCAUUUCGGUAUUAACUUCCCUAUGGAUCUCGAUGUUAGGGUGAAGGCAACCCUGCUGGGAGCACUGUUUUUAAUUGACUACAUGUUCUUCGAAAAAUCUGGCAACAAGGAACAGGAUCGUCCGGGAAUGUUUUAA